CUUUUAUUGUACUGAGAGCCUAACCCUAAUCUCAGUAACAGACGCAGCUCACACACAGACGCAGAGAGAGAGAGAGAGAAGCGAAGAUGAGUCGUGGGGCGGCAGCUGGGACGAAGGGGAAGAAGAAGGGGGCUUCCUUUGUGAUAGACUGCGCGAAGCCAGUGGAGGAUAAGAUCAUGGACAUCGCCUCACUGGAAAAGUUCCUCCAGGAGCGCAUCAAGGUCGGCGGCAAGGCCGGUGCUCUCGGUGACGCCGUCACUGUCUCACGUGAGAAGAACAAGAUCACCGUCACCUCUGACUCCAACUUCUCUAAGAGGUAUCUUAAAUACUUGACCAAGAAGUACUUGAAGAAGCACAAUGUGAGGGAUUGGCUUCGCGUAAUUGCUUCCAACAAGGACCGCGGUGUUUAUGAGUUGAGAUACUUCAACAUUGCUGAGAACGAGGGAGAGGAGGAAGACUGAAAACCUAGUCUCCUUUUUUGUGGCAUUACCCUUUGAGCUUAGUAGUUCUAGAGGACAAUCUUUUGUUUUUCACCUGCUUAUCUAUCGACUUUAUUUUGGCUUGUUUCAUGAUUGAUACCCACUAUGAAAUUAAGCUUCUUUUGAGUAUUCGGUCUGAAAUUUAGAAUCUCGUUCACAUUGUCUAUGUGGGUGAUACAAUACAUUUUUCAUUCAGGUACUUGAUUAUGGUGGAUUGAUAAUUUUUUGA
Prunus persica (peach) is the source of this 708-nucleotide messenger RNA. Its product is annotated as 60S ribosomal protein L22-2. The transcript is spliced from 2 exons. Gene Ontology annotation, cellular component: ribosome. Lineage: Eukaryota; Viridiplantae; Streptophyta; Magnoliopsida; Rosales; Rosaceae. The coding region runs from base 87 to 461 and encodes 124 amino acids. The record is from RefSeq and is a predicted model, not a curated record. Gene Ontology annotation, biological process: cytoplasmic translation. Gene Ontology annotation, molecular function: structural constituent of ribosome; RNA binding.